AUGUCAGAUUCUAUUACUAAAGCACCACCCGUGACAUUUGAAGUGUAUGUGCCAGCAAUACAUAUGAAUCCAUCAGUAUUUAUUUGUCAGGUGGAAACACCAUCUGAUAAAGAAAACACAAGAAGAGAUGAAUGUAAUAGAACAGAGAGCCAUUUUUGCGAUGAAGCUUCAUUGUGGGCUGAAACACAAUCAGAUAAAGAAAAUAUAGGAAAUGUUGAACAUGACAGAAGGGAGAGCCAUCCUUUUGAUCAAGCUUCAUUGCAGGCUGAAACACCAUCAGAUAAAGAAAACGCAGGAAAUGUUGAACGUAACAGAAGGGAGAGCCAUUCUUCCGAUCAAGUUUCAUUGCAGGGACCGGUAGCUCUUUUCUCUUUGCUGUCUGUACGGAUCAUUAGAAUGACAAACCUCAGAGAAACAGAUUUGUUAAGCCAAAGUGAUUGUUAUGUAAGUUUGAGAUUGCCAUCCUCUUCCUUCGUUACUGCACGAACAAAAACUAUUUCAAAUUGUAGAAAUCCAGUCUGGAAUGAAACAUUCUUCUUCAGGAUUCAGAAUAUGGCUAAGAACAUACUUGAAAUAACAGUCUAUGAUGAAGACAGCCCAUUCAGCGAUGAGGAACUCUGUAGUAUUACAUUUGAUACAGCAAAUCUUCAGUUUGAAGAAAGAGUUUGCAAGCAUUUUGAAUUGAACAAAGAGAAAAAUGAAUUGCUAGAAGUGGAAUUCUAUUUGGAACACAUAUCAGAUAUGCCAGAAAACCUUAUAAGUAAUGGAGUACUCUUGUCUCGGGAACUUUGCUGCCUAAAAGUAGAGGUGAAUCACAGAGAAAGGAAGAAAAAAAGAAAAAAGCAAACUUUUGCAUGUACUCUGAGAGGAUCUUAUGAAGAUGCACAGAAUAUUUUAAUGGAUUCAAGUUCCAGAAAUGCCCCGCCAAAUCACGCAACUUUCCACUAUGCCAAGUAUUGUAAUCCCAAAUUAGAGGUGCAAUUAUUGAAGAAACGUUCCAUUUGUUGUCCCUCAAAUUCUGGGAAAACACUCUCCUUCACCUUGCCUUUGUGUCAGGUUCCUUUGGGAGAAAGAAUAGAAGUAGCAAACGAUAAAGCAUAUGAAGUCUUUGUGACAACAGAAAACUGCCAGAAAAGCCCAGAUAUGCGUUUGGGCUUUGAUCUCUGUCCAGAGGAGAAGGAUUUCAUCUGUAAGCGCAAGAAAUAUGUUGCUGCUGCUUUGAAAAAUGUUCUUCGGCUAGAAGGAGAACUGCAGGACAAUGAGGUUCCAGUAGUGGCUCUGAUGACUACAGCCGGGGGAGUAAGAUCAAUGACAGCCAUGUAUGGGAGCCUAUUAGGUCUCCAGAAACUCAAUCUCUUGAACUGUAUUUCAUACAUUACUGGUUUAUCUGGCACAACGUGGACAAUGAUAAAUUUAUUCAGAGAUCCAUAUUGGUCACACAAGAAUCUAGAAGGCAUGAUCAUGGAUGUUCGGAAACAAGUGAUGAAGAAUAAACUGUGCUGUUUUAGUGUAGACAACUUGAAAUAUUAUGAGAAGGAAAUAUGGAACAGACAUGAUGAAGGUCACAAGCUGACAUUUGCAGAUCUCUGGGGUCUAAUUCUUGAAUCUAUGUUUCACGAUAAGCCAGAUCCACAUAAGCUCUCAGAUCAACGACAGGCAAUAAAUCUAGGUCAAAACCCUCUUCCUAUCUACCUUGCUCUUAAUGUCAAGAAAAGAUAUAGCACUUUAGAUUUUAAAGAAUGGGUGGAAUUCACCCCCUAUGAAGUGGGCUUCUUGAAAUAUGGAGCAUUUAUUAACGCAGAAGAUUUUGGAAGUGAGUUCUACAUGGGUCACAUGAUGAAGAAGAUUCCAGAAUCUCGGCUUUGUUUUAUGCAAGGUAUGUGGAGUAAUAUCUAUUCCCAGAAUCUGCUUGAUGCCUUAUAUUUAGCAGAACAUUCAGAAGACUUCUGGCACAGAUGGACAAGACCUAGAAUGUAUGAAAUUGAAGAAGAUAUUCCCCCUUGGUUGCCCAAGAGACCAUAUGUGCAGCCAACACGUCUUUUCAUCCCUAAUGGUUCUGUGUCAGAUGUGAUUAGAGAUGUUAUAACUAUGCGUCCAGUUGUUGCAUCCUAUUCCAAUUUUAUUAAAGGUCUGCAGUUCAACGACAAAUACUUGGAGAACAACAAUUUUUCUAUGUGGAAGGAUACUGUACUGGAUUGUAACCCCAAUCACCUGACUGAGUCUGAAGAAUAUUUGGAGCUUGUAGACACAGCUUUCUUUAUCAAUACCAGCUGCCCACCUCUUUUAAGACCAGAAAGACAAGUAGACAUUAUUAUACAUUUAAAUUACAGUGGAGGAGCACAGGAAUUGCCACUGGAUUUAAGCACAAGGUACUAUCACCAUCAGGGCAUCCCAUUCCCUAAAACUGUUCUGACAGAAGAAGACAGAAAGCAUCUCAAGGAAUGUUAUCUCUUUGACGAUGCAGAAAGUCCAAAGGCUCCUAUAUUGCUGUAUUUUCCAUUGGUGUGCGACAGCUUCCAAAAAUACAAGGCACCUGGUGUGGAACGUAGUCCAAAUGAGAUGGACGAUGGCUAUGCUGAUGUCACUAGCACUAUUUUUUCUCCAUAUGCUACUGGCAUUCUGCAAUACUCAGAGGAGGACUUCAAUAAGCUGAUAAAUUUGACCAGCUAUAAUAUUCUGAACAAUGAACAUAUGAUUCUUCAGGCUUUACGGACAGCAGUUGAAAGAAAAAAGCAGCAGAAUUUCCAUUCCUCUUUUUAAUCCUUUCCAAUGCUUUCUCCAUAUUUUCUAACCUGGGAAGCUAACAGGUUUACUUCAUUUGUGCUACUGGCCAGUAAUAAACACAUGGGAAAUAGGAUAGGCGUCAGAUUUAGAAAAAUCAAUUUGGAACAGAAUUUAAAGCUAUCUGAAAUGAAGGAGGGCUUACUGAAAUAAAUUAAAUCUAUUUGUUGUGAUCAAUGCAUUUAUUUGGCAUGUCCCCCACUUUUGGCAUGUCAAAAGUGCUUUAUCUUUGUUCAUUUGCAAUAAUGAGGAAGAGGUAUAUUGAGAGUGAGUGCUCGGAAAGUAUGUAUUCAAAACGUGCUUUACAAAUGGAAUUAGAAUAAAAAAAUAACUUCUAGUCCAGCAUAUUAUAAGAUUUAUUGAAGUACAAUCAUUAAAUGGCAAAGGAUUCUGAAGUUUGGGACUUAGUUUAUAAAUUUGAAGGUGGCUGUAUUAAGUGAUUUAUGUAUCAGAUAUGCAUGUAUGCAUAAGAUACACAUUACAAAUCAAACAUAGACUUUAAAAAUCAAAAUAAUAAUUUUGCAAGUCUUCACCUGAAUCCCAGCUGUGAAUUUCUGAUAUUUUUAUUUCCAUCCUUGCACAGGAUAGGCUGGAAUAGUUAUGAGGCAGGGGUCAUUCUGUCCAAAAUAUCCAC
Molecule: messenger RNA, 3415 nt
Organism: Pantherophis guttatus
Lineage: Eukaryota; Metazoa; Chordata; Lepidosauria; Squamata; Colubridae
Product: cytosolic phospholipase A2 epsilon-like
Biological process (GO): glycerophospholipid catabolic process
Cellular component (GO): cytosol
Molecular function (GO): calcium-dependent phospholipid binding; calcium ion binding
Source: RefSeq, a predicted model, not a curated record